AUGAACGGGAGAAAGCUCAAAGUUUCGCCUUUAAGUGGGUACAGAAGUGCCGUCAAAGACAUGUACCGUCCGAAACGGUUGCCGUUGCCAGUCGCCUACCAAGACGAUAUGAAGACGUUCUUCACAGGCUUGAAGCGUGUCGAGGCGGACAACGACCAAGAGGGACGUGGACGACACACUGGGAACGAUCCACUCACGUUUUCGCUGUAUUUGGAACCUUAUGUGUCGUUCCAAAUACGUCGAAACGCUCCCACUUAG
Messenger RNA from Phytophthora nicotianae INRA-310, 258 nucleotides. RefSeq lists its product as hypothetical. The coding region runs from base 1 to 258 and encodes 85 amino acids. The record is from RefSeq and is a predicted model, not a curated record. Lineage: Eukaryota; Oomycota; Peronosporomycetes; Peronosporales; Peronosporaceae. The transcript has 2 exons.